CCCGCCGCAGACAUGGCGACGCUGACAGCGGUCCAGCCGCUCACGCUGGACCGAGAUGUGGCGAGAGCAAUUGAAUUACUGGAGAAACUGCAAGAAUCUGGAGAAGUACCAGUACACAAGCUGCAGUCCCUAAAGAAAGUGCUGCAGAGUGAGUUUUGUACAGCUAUCAGAGAGGUGUAUCAAUAUAUGCAUGAAACCAUAACUGUAAAUGGCUGCCCCGAAUUCCGAGCCAGGGCCACUGCAAAGGCAACAGUUGCUGCUUUUGCAGCAAGCGAAGGCCAUUCACACCCGCGAGUGGUGGAGCUGCCAAAGACUGAUGAAGGCCUGGGCUUUAACGUGAUGGGAGGAAAAGAACAAAAUUCUCCUAUUUAUAUUUCUCGCAUCAUUCCUGGAGGAGUGGCAGAAAGGCAUGGAGGACUCAAACGGGGGGACCAGCUACUUUCUGUUAAUGGAGUGAGUGUGGAAGGAGAACACCAUGAAAAAGCAGUGGAGCUCCUGAAGGCAGCUAAGGAUAGCGUAAAGCUGGUGGUACGCUACACUCCCAAAGUGCUGGAGGAGAUGGAGGCUCGUUUUGAAAAACUGAGAACAGCACGACGCCGGCAACAGCAGCAAUUGCUUAUUCAGCAACAGCAGCAAACUACACAGCAAAAUCAUAUGUCGUAGGUUAUUCUCAAGGAAAAAGAAAGCAUAGAUCAAGAGUUCAGUAAUCAAGCAAUUGGAGCUGUGCUUCAGUAUUCCAGCAAAAGGAAACAACCACAGGAACACAAAAUAGAAUUCAUCUGGAGAAUGUGCAGUAUAAGAAUAACUUAGUAAAACAGCCAUGUAGAGGGUAUCCUCAUUAUAAGGCUUUUCAGAAUGCUAGAGUCACAGUUACACAGCUGUGACUCUAUUCCUAGUGAGAACAGCAUGGUAAGUAAACACUAAAAACAGAAGUCCAGGGCUUCCAAUAAUUCUGCUUAGUCUAAUCUUGCACUCCUUACUCUGACAAAUUAGCCAGCUGGCUUUCUGUAGUCAGUGGAAGUUUUGUUUAAGGAGAUCAAGAUUGGCUGCAUUUGGGGAUGGAACCUUUCUCUACAGUUAUCUCCAGAGAGGAACAGCUAUAUCAGUUCAAAAUUUUGCCACAGACAUCAAACUCAUACAUCACACUUCAUAGCCACUUUGUACUAUAUAUUGUAGAUUUGUUUUAACCUAACUUACUAUUUAUAAUUUUCAAUUUUUCGCUCUGAAAAUAGCAAUUUACUAUAUUUAUAAAG
Messenger RNA from Rhea pennata, 1253 nucleotides. It is a transcript of the gene LIN7A, whose product is annotated as lin-7 homolog A, crumbs cell polarity complex component. The record is from RefSeq and is a predicted model, not a curated record. Gene Ontology annotation, biological process: maintenance of epithelial cell apical/basal polarity; protein localization to basolateral plasma membrane; neurotransmitter secretion. NCBI's taxonomy places the organism in Eukaryota, Metazoa, Chordata, Aves, Rheiformes, Rheidae. Gene Ontology annotation, molecular function: L27 domain binding. The coding region runs from base 13 to 663 and encodes 216 amino acids. Gene Ontology annotation, cellular component: synapse; MPP7-DLG1-LIN7 complex; basolateral plasma membrane. The transcript is spliced from 6 exons.